AUCAUCAUCAUCAUGGCCUCCUCUGCAGCAUCCAGGAUCACAUUUGAAACCCUCCACAAUAAAAGCAGUGGGCGUGGUUUAUCAUUCGAGCGCACAUUUUGUGUCGACCAAUCACAGUCUCCUAACAGAGACGCACCUGAGUAGCUGCCAGAGCGCGAGGCGGUCCGCCUGUAUAAAAAGCACGAGUCCCACAUGUUCUUCAUCCAGCAUCAGUCUCUGCUCCCAGUCGGACCUACAUCUCUCUUCCUCUCAGAGCCACCACCAUGCACCUGAGCGCACACGAGUCGUGCCAUUCCCUGGUGGUGCUCUGCAUCCUCCUGAGGAGUUGCCAAACCUUGAAGAACGACGCCACGGAGCUCCUGUUCUCGCAGGUGAGCGCUCCGGUGCCGCCGCCGGAGGUUCAGAGCAACGUGACCCUGAACCGAGCACGGACCGGCGGCCGAGGAGCGGCCGGAGGGGGGCAAGACAGAGACAGAGACAGAGACAGAGGCGAACGAGGCCAAAUCGGAUGCAGAGAGCUGAGGUCCACUAAGUACAUCUCUGACGGCCACUGCACCAGCAUCAACCCCAUCAAGGAGCUGGUGUGCGCUGGCGAGUGUCUCCCAGCUCAGAUGCUUCAGAACUGGAUCGGCGGCGCCUACGGCAGGAAGCUCUGGGGUCGCCGGGGCAGCAACCAGGACUGGCGAUGUGUCAAUGACAAGACCCGCACCCAGCGCAUCCAGCUGCAGUGUCAGGACGGCAGCACGAGAACGUACAAAAUCACUGUGGUCACCUCCUGCAAGUGCAAGAGGUACUCGAGGCAGCACAACGAGUCCGGCAACAAGUUCGAGGAGCCGGCUCUGUCGCCGCCGCAGCUCCUGCACAAGCACAAGUCCAAGAGCAAGAGGAGGCUGGGGAAGAACCGGCUGAGUGAGAACUGGCACGACGCUGAACCCUGAGAGCCGGCAGACUCUGAAUCCACAUAAACCUACAGGAGUUUUGUCUCGGUGAUAUUGAGACAUGACGUCCAGAGCUUGUGGAUUAUCUCUCAAAGUGACUGGGACUUGAUUUAGGUGAAGCUGGUUCCUCACUAUGAUGGAGAACUCCAGAUGGCAUGCUAAGGACUUUUUAAUACAUGUGGUUAAAAGAUAAUGUGAACAGAACUGGGGCCUUCUGGAGCCCCGAGCCAACACACAUUGUCCCACAUGUAGCCAUGUGCAUGCGUUCCUAUAUAUUCAUUCCAUAUACGCAGAUGGGGAUCCGUAGUUUAGGCACCAAUACCAGUAAACAGCAACCAUCUCAAACAAUCCUGUGUAAAUACUUGUACAUAUAUCAAAUUCUUACUUGCCUUUUUGAAGUAUGGCCAUGUGUAUAAAAUUUUACUAUGUAAGAUUUAUGAUGUAUGAUGUAAUAUAUUUUCUGUGGCAACAUAUAAUAUGAUCUGUUUUGUUUAAGUGGCGUCAGCAUGUGAGUGAAACCAGGAAAAGCUUUGUCAUCAAUCAGUCUUGUAAUAACUUUAUAUGAAAUAAAUAUCACUUUUUAUCACG
This is a messenger RNA of Sebastes umbrosus (honeycomb rockfish), 1526 nucleotides long. RefSeq names its product sclerostin domain containing 1a (gene sostdc1a). NCBI's taxonomy places the organism in Eukaryota, Metazoa, Chordata, Actinopteri, Perciformes, Sebastidae. Gene Ontology annotation, biological process: negative regulation of Wnt signaling pathway; negative regulation of BMP signaling pathway. The transcript has 2 exons. Gene Ontology annotation, molecular function: BMP binding. The record is from RefSeq and is a predicted model, not a curated record. The coding region runs from base 264 to 938 and encodes 224 amino acids.